CGGUGACGCUUUUGCCGGGCGUUUACGCGCAACGUCGUAAAAGUCUUGUUCCGGUGCCUUCGGCCGCUACGGUGCGUUCUUCCGUGUUGGUUUUCAGCCGCUUUGCCCAGCAGGUGGUGUCCCGGAGUAACGCGCGCGUCGUCCCGGCAGUCGUGUGCGUGCGCGCGCGUGUCCGCUUACGCGUUCGUGUACCGGCGCGUGAAUUUUCGUCGCGCUCCUGCGCGUCCGUGCUUGCGAAUGUUGCGGGCGCGCGCGCGCGCGCGCGCUUUGAACACCACCCGUGUUCGACGACAGGUGGUGAUGAUGAUAGUGGUGUCUGUGAUUGGUGAUUACGGUGGUGUUCGAAACGCGUUCGUGUCUCGGCGCCGUUGCCCAGGCGAUUCGUCCGCGCACCCUCAGGUCCAAACCAAUAAUCAUUUUUGCACAAUACUUUCAGGAUUACCGUGAAAUCGGCUCCGGGCUUCUUUUAUCACCACACUUCAAUAUGGAUCAAGAAAGUGGUAACCGAAGGAGAAGUUCCAGAUUAGCUGCAAAAGGUGUUACAACGCCAAAAACUGAAAAUGUUGUAAAGAGAUUAAUAAAAAGUACUGAAAAACCUAAAAGAUCAAAACGCAAAACAACUGAAGAAGCAAUUGAACUGCCCGAAUCUAAAAAAACUAAAACUGAAAAUACUGAAUCUUCCACAAAGGUACCUAAUGCCAUUAACAUUGAAGAAAAAAAGGUACUUGUCGUUAGCUUGGUUAAAAGUGACGCUGUUAUCAAGUCUCCUAAGAUUGAAGACAAUGAAAAAACCAAUGUCAUGCCUCAAUCCAAUGUUGAACAAAAUGAUAAACCAGUUGUCGAAGAAAAGACUGAAGUACCCCUCCAAGAUUCUAAAGAACAAGAGGUCAUUGAAAAUAUUCCUGUUGAUAAAGAUUAUAAAGAAGAGGUUAAUUCACCCCUAAAAGUUGAUGAAAAACAACCUGAAGAUUUAGAAGAACCUAUGAUUAUCGAUGACCUUGUAGAGUCGGAAGAACCUAUUAAAAUUGAAGAACCUACUAAAAUUGAAGAACCUACUAAAAUCGAAGAACCUACUAAAAUCGAAGAAUCCAUUAAAAUCGAAGAACCUUUUAAAAUUGAACAAUCUAUUAAAAUCGAAGAACCUGAAAAGUCAGAAGAACCUAUAAAAAUUAAAGAACCUGAAGAGUUAGAAGAACCCAUUCAAAUCAAAGAACCUGAAAUUCCUGAACAGCAAAAUAAUGCAUCUAUAAAAGAACCAAAAAAAGAAUCAUUCGCAUCUGAAAAUAUGAAUGGUAAAAGUGAUGAAAACGAAACAGUAGAGCCGGUGAAUGAAAUUGUAAACAACGAUAUUGAACAAAGUGUAACAGUUAAUGAUAUUUUAACAUCUAAUGGGGAAAAAUCAGUCAUAGAGUCGGAGGUCAUAGAACCCAUAAAAGUUUUCUGUGAUGACAAGAACCCUGUUGAAUCUGAGGUGAUUACAGUUAAGACUGUAACUGCUCCUACUGCUGACGUAAUUACCACCAACAAUGAUGCAUUGAUUGUUGAACAAGUCGAUAAGGAGUCAGAAAAACCAGAUGAUAGUGUGAUCGAUUCUACGUCAACUGAUGAAAAUGUACCAAGUGUGGAACAAUCAAAAGUUGUAACCUAAUUUUUUGCCAUUAUUCGUUUUGUAAUGAAGAACAUAUAGACUUGCAUUGA
Sipha flava (yellow sugarcane aphid) is the source of this 1698-nucleotide messenger RNA. RefSeq names its product probable serine/threonine-protein kinase kinX. The transcript is spliced from 3 exons. NCBI's taxonomy places the organism in Eukaryota, Metazoa, Arthropoda, Insecta, Hemiptera, Aphididae. The record is from RefSeq and is a predicted model, not a curated record. Bases 485 to 1648 code for a protein of 387 amino acids.